GGCGGGUGGAGGGGCCUGAGGUUGGGGGCGAUGCCCUCAAUGAAUAGGAACUGGGGGUGAGGGAGCUUGAGGUGAGUGGGAGGGGACUGGGGCUGGAAGGCAAGAGGGCAGUUGAGUGCGUCCCCUCCUGUCUGCACCGUUUGGUCUCUUGUCACGUCUCUCUGAUCUCCUCUCUUCCCCGCGUCAGGGCACACAGCAUGGCGGAAAACCGAGAGCCCCGCGGGGCCGUCGAGGCUGAGCUGGACCCGGUGGAGUAUACCCUUCGGAAGCGGCUCCCUCACCGCCUGCCCCGGAGGCCCAAUGACAUUUAUGUCAACAUGAAGACUGACUUUAAGGCCCAGUUGGCCCGCUGCCAAAAGCUUCUGGACGGAGGGGCUCGGGGUCAGAAUUCAUGCAGUGAGAUCUACAUUCAUGGCUUGGGCCUGGCCAUCAACCGUGCCAUCAACAUUGCCCUACAGCUUCAGGCGGGCAGCUUCGGGUCCUUGCAGGUGGCUGCCAAUACCUCCACCGUGGAGCUUGUCGAUGAGCUGGAACCAGAGACUGAUACACGAGAGCCGCUGACCCGCAUCCGCAACAACUCGGCCAUCCACAUCCGGGUCUUCAGGGUUGCACCCAAGUAAUGGAAAUGAGGAUGGCCACCUUAUCCCCCCCCCCCACAUAAGUAGGCUCAGAUAUGGCUCUUCUUGUACUGAGUACAGUCAUGGACCUCCUACCAGAGCCACGUAAGAAAAAGCCUGUCCCCUUAUAGCCCAGAGGACUCUGAACUGCGAGGGAGAGUAUUGUCUCUUGUUGGGCCCAAGCAGUGGGUCUUCCCGAGUCUUUGUGGUCUGUAACCAUUGUCCUAGACAAUAAAAACUACCAAGUUGUGUUAGUA
This is a messenger RNA of Neomonachus schauinslandi (Hawaiian monk seal), 874 nucleotides long. It is a transcript of the gene POP7, whose product is annotated as POP7 homolog, ribonuclease P/MRP subunit. The record is from RefSeq and is a predicted model, not a curated record. Gene Ontology annotation, biological process: tRNA 5'-leader removal. Gene Ontology annotation, cellular component: nucleus; nucleolar ribonuclease P complex; ribonuclease MRP complex. NCBI's taxonomy places the organism in Eukaryota, Metazoa, Chordata, Mammalia, Carnivora, Phocidae. Gene Ontology annotation, molecular function: nucleic acid binding. The transcript has 2 exons. Bases 198 to 620 code for a protein of 140 amino acids.